ACAGAGCGAGGAAAGUAGGACGCUCUGCUCCAGAGUGGUCAACAAGCCGCACGCGUCUCAGCUCACGCCGCUUUGUGGUUCAGUCCUUUACCAAGUGGCGGAGGAUGAAGGCGCUUUUGGUUCUGCUGCUCCUCGCCCUGCUGCAGGACGCGGCCUUCGCUGCCGAGGAGUCCUGCGCGAACCGCUGCGGCACCUUCGAUCAGCAGCGGAAGUGUCAGUGCGACUCCAUGUGCGUCUACUACGGGAGCUGCUGCUCCGACUUCAACGCCGUCUGUCCCAAAAAGAUAGCACGCGGAGACACCUUUGCUGAAGUGGAGGACGUUUCAACCACCAAAGUGACGGCUACCACCACCUCUCCAGAGGUAGCUACUGCGAUCACGCCGUCCACGACCUCGGCGCCCACCACUGAACUGCCAACGCCCGCCGCCACCACGGCGGCGUCACCCCCCACCACUGCCCCGACACCAACCAUGGACCCUGACGCCGACAAAUGCAGCGGGCGACCUUUCGACGCCUUCCUGCAGCUGAAGAACGGAUCCACCUUUGCAUUCAGAGGUCAGUAUUUCUUUGAGCUGGAUGAAGAUUCGGUGCUUCCUGGUUACCCUAAGCUGAUCCAGGACGUGUGGGGCAUGGCGGGACCCAUCGACGCCGCCUUCACUCGCAUCAACUGCCAGGGGAAGACCUACAUCUUCAAGGGGAGCCAGUACUGGAGGUUCGACGGCGACCUCUUGGAUGAGGACUACCCUCGGGACAUCUCGGUCGGCUUCGACAACGUGCCCAACAACAUCGAUGCGGCGUUUGCGCUACCGGCGCCGAAUCACCGCGGCAGAGAGAGGGCGUACUUCUUCAAAGGUGACCAGUACUACCAGUACGAGUUCAGCCAGCAGCCCUCGCACGCCGAGUGCGUGCAGCUCGUCCCGUCCCUGCUCUUCAGCCGGUACGCCGAGCUCUACGAGCCCAGCUGGGAGUCGCUCCUGUUGGAGCUGUUCGGGGGCCACAGUAGCAGCCAGCUGCAGCGGGGUCGCCUCAUCAGCAGGGACUGGUCCGGGUUCAAGCCUCCAGUGGACGCCGCCAUCGUGGGGCAGGUCUAUCGGGCUCCCAGACCCACGCUGCCGCCGGUGAGGAGGCGUGGGAGCAUGAGGAAGAGGCCCAGCAGGAGGCAGAGGCAGAGGCGCAAGAACGGCUGCAGCCUGUUCUCCAGCGAGUUCAUUCUGGAUUACGACUGGUCCGACUGGAGCCUGGACGACUACGACAGCCCGCCCCUCCUUCCAGACGCCAUGAGCACGCCUGCACAACACGUCUACUUCUUCAAGAAAGCUAACUACUACAGAGUGAAUCUGAAGACCAAGCGAGUGGACCGCGUGAGCCCCCCGUACCCCCGACCCAUCGCCACCUACUGGCUAGGCUGCCAGGAUUGAGGGGCGGCCGACGCUCAGAGGGGAGAAGCAGCGCAAAUAAAAGUCUUUUUCUGGUUUAGAACGCCAUUCAAGUACUUCUGAACAUAUAGACCUGUAACCAUUUCUCCUUAAUAAAUAUCCGAGUGUCAGACGUCUCUGUGACUGACA
This is a messenger RNA of Synchiropus splendidus (mandarinfish), 1565 nucleotides long. It is a transcript of the gene vtnb, whose product is annotated as vitronectin b. The coding region runs from base 105 to 1418 and encodes 437 amino acids. Gene Ontology annotation, molecular function: extracellular matrix binding; scavenger receptor activity; polysaccharide binding. The record is from RefSeq and is a predicted model, not a curated record. NCBI's taxonomy places the organism in Eukaryota, Metazoa, Chordata, Actinopteri, Syngnathiformes, Callionymidae. The transcript is spliced from 8 exons. Gene Ontology annotation, biological process: cell-matrix adhesion; cell adhesion mediated by integrin; immune response.